Oncorhynchus mykiss (rainbow trout) is the source of this 6443-nucleotide messenger RNA. RefSeq names its product sphingosine-1-phosphate phosphatase 1. Gene Ontology annotation, molecular function: sphingosine-1-phosphate phosphatase activity. Gene Ontology annotation, cellular component: endoplasmic reticulum membrane. Gene Ontology annotation, biological process: sphingosine metabolic process. The record is from RefSeq and is a predicted model, not a curated record. Lineage: Eukaryota; Metazoa; Chordata; Actinopteri; Salmoniformes; Salmonidae.
GGGACAUCCAAAGGAAUCGAUAAGCACUAACCUGACUGAAUACAAGCACAGUCCCGUUGAAAUCGUGAGUGCGUCACCCAUGCGUGCGCGUUCGCGAGCACUUCAUAGAUCUAUCAUUAACCGGAUACUACUUGAGAUAGCGGAGGUUCCUGGACGACUAGCUACGAGAAAAAUACUCUGUCAUCUAAAACGUGUUUGCCGAACAUUGUAAAGUAUCACCUGAUCUUUUAACCGGCCUUGUUGCUUCCUUCGACAGGAAAACGUGAUACACGUGUUUAUUUUAUGGGAAUAAGCUAUAUGGAAUGAGUAAUAACUCAUGAUGCACGAGCUGCUGCUUGAAAGCAUAGGAAGCUUGAUAUAUGGCUAACGUUAGCUAGCUAGGAACGGUUAAUUUAUAGUAAAUACACAGUGCUCUAUAUUGAAUCAACAUGGCACACAAUAUUAUAACGCAAAUUGGACAACUCUGUAAUUAUCUCCAAGACCCGAUUCAUGUAGCACGGUUUCAGCAGAUUUGCGGUGUGAGCGGGACUUUUUCAAGGAACCCAGCAGAGACUAAAGAAGUGGAGCGAGCUCGCUUGCACAACAACAGCAUUAGCGAUUUCCAGGGUGAAAAUGAGAAAUGUACUGUCAACGGAGGAGAAGGGGAGAAAACCAAGAGUCUCCGGCAGAGAAAAGUCACCUCUCCGGGGAACAGUUUGAAACAGGAAGGAGUAGCCAAUGCUUCUCAGAACGGGUCAGUGGUAACUCCUGCGGGGAAAACGGCCGGGCACAUCGGGAGCGGUUGCCGCCUCGCAAGAUCCAGUGAUUUCGGGGUACGGGACCUCAAAGAAAACGGCUCAAGUGGCGUCAACGGGUCCAGGGUGGAAUGCACCUCUGCGACACCUGAUGAACGGCUUAGUGAGGACCCCGGUCCUAAGACUACUGUCAAGCCGCUGCGCAAAAAUUCCCUGACAGGCGAUGUGGGCCAGGAGUUUUUAAUCGAGAACAAGUUUUUGUACUACCUGUUCACCUUAGGAACUGAGCUGGGCAACGAGCUGUUUUACAUCACCUUCUUCCCGUUCAUCAUAUGGAACGUGGAUGCUUAUGUAAGCCGGCGUCUGAUCGCCAUCUGGGUUUGGGUCAUGUACCUUGGCCAGAGCACUAAGGAUGUCAUUCGGUCGUCCAGGCCAGCCUCACCGCCCGUGGUCAAGGUGGAGAUGUUCUACAACUCUGAGUACAGUAUGCCCUCUACACACGCCAUGUCAGGCACGGCCAUUCCCUUCUCACUGUUACUGCUGACCUAUGGCCGUUGGGAGUACCCCUUCAUGUUUGGGUUCACUCUGGCAAUGUGCUGGUGUGUGCUGGUCUGCAUAAGCCGCAUCUACAUGGGUAUGCACUCCAUCCUGGAUGUCAUUGCUGGCUUCCUGUACAGCCUCCUGAUCCUGGUGGUAUUCCGGCCAGCACUGGACCUGAUUGACAACUUCAACCUGACAUACCGCUACGCCCCCCUCAUCAUCAUCUCCCUGCACCUGGGCAUGGGCCUCUUCUCCUUCACCCUGGACACCUGGAGCACCUCACGGGGCGAUACCGCUCAAAUCCUGGGCACUGGUGCUGGCGUGGCCCUAGCCUCCCACCUUAACCACUACCUUGGCCUGAUGCCCGACCCCCCGCUGGACCAGCUGCCCCUAUCCCCCCCGGCUCUCAGUGCCGCCCUGCUGGCCGUAGCCAUGCUGAGGAUGUGCCUGGGCGUCCUGGUGCUGCUGGCCAUCAGGGCCCUCAUGAAGGCCAUCACCAUCCCUCUGGCCUGCCGUAUCUCUGGCAUCCCCAGUGGAGACGUAAGAAAGGCCCGGCAGCACAUGGAGGUGGAGCUGCCCUACAGGUACAUUGUGUACAGCAUGGUGGGCUUCAGCACCCUCUUCCUGGUGCCCCAGCUCUUCACCUACCUGCAGCUGUCCUGAUGAGAGAGCCCUGUGGAUCCCCCAGUCCCCUGUCCUCACCCCUGCUCAUCUAAAACCAAGCCCAUAGGAACAUGGGAAAUUCACACCUUACAUAUCCUGUACAUCCACCUCCUAUACCACUAACCUUUGUCCCUGCCAGUUCUAAUGACAGAAACCUCUUAUCAGGGAACUCCUAUAGACAGAUUUGACACGAUGUCAGCACUGAUUACUAAAUCCUAUUCGCUUUAUCUUACUUCAAUUUUUUUUUGUCAAUCAGAAUUUGACCUCUGUUUUAUCUUAAUUUCCCAUUUUAUGGUCUCAAUUUGAAAGGAAACACACUAAUGAUUUUGGGCAUCAGAGCAAGUUAUGGAUCAACUAGACUAAUAAUUCUCUAUUAUUAGUCACCCCUUCCCCAUCCGUAUAUACAUAGUCUAUCCUGAGUAUUUAUUUAAAGUACUUUCCCUGCUUUUUUGUACUUGGGAGAAAAUGAGGAUUCAAUUCUAAUCUGAUAAUUUCAGUCUGUGUCCUGGUUGUGUUCUCUUAUCUAUUUUUCUAAAGGGCUCUUUUUAUCUAUUAUUAUUGAAGAUGAUCUGUUGAGGUUUGAAUAAAUAGAUUUUUACUCUGUACUGAUGAGAGAAAAGCCAUGACUGGGGCUAGGCACAUGAUGCAGUGGUGUUACUGUGGGAUAUAUAGAGGACAGGACAUUAGCCCUAUAAGUCAGAGGGUUAAAAGUGGGAUUGUUUUGAGCGUCAGGAGGACUUGGCUCAGACACACAGUGAGGAACUUCCUGUUUUAUAGGAGGGGAUGCACCUGACUGCACGGAAUCACUUCCUGCGGGUCUCGUGUUUGGAGGGGCCAAGGGAGAAUUAGAGGAGAUAACCCCAAGGGUAAAUAAGUAUAGGAGCUAAGUUCUGCUUAAAUGCAGGUUCUGGACGUCUUUCGUUCAGAAACAUUACUUGCAUUCACAGAGGGAUUUCACAUGGAAAGCCCCUCAACAGUAACUAAGCUAGACAGAUUAUCUUCCAGUUGUACUUUAAUGAACACUGGCAACUCUUUUCUAUCACUGUAUGUUUCAUCCCCUUGUUUCUUUGACUAGCACAAUGAAGAUUCUCUCUUCGUCAUGUCCCCCCAACCGUACUCCCUCUCUACCUUCCUUUGCAUCCUUAUUUUGUUCCAAGUCCAUAGUGACUGGACUAGAUCCACAGGCACUGAAGAGUGUAAAGUUACUCUUACCUCAGUGUUCUUACUAUACCUCUUUCCAGAAGUGACCAAGACGUUCACUGCUUUAAUGAGGUACAUAAUAUAGUAUAGGUAUACUAUCAUAGUAUUGUUAUUUUGUCCGGCUAAUUGAUUUGUUUUUGAUUGUUUUUAACAAAAGAAUAGUGCUGACCGGAAGAAUGCCAGCAGUUUCCCACUAGCAGAGAAAAGACUGAAAGGAUUGGAGCCCGUUGCUGUGCUGAUCACACUGAUAUAGAUAUACUGUAGAUACAUCUAUUAUUGGAAAAACAAUAUUGUUCCUGGACCAACUGUCAUAACAGAACUGUAUCUUGGCCCACAGGGGAAGAGGCUUGAUAAGAAAGCUAUACUGUACAUCCUAGUGUGGUUAUGGAAUACAUAUGAUAUAUAGAUGUCUAUAGUACUGUCCUAAUAGAAACCCAGCUAGCACAUUUUGUUCCUUGUAAGUGGUGGGAACGUAUGUUUUUGGGAACGAAGCUAUGUGUUUCCUGACUGUUAAAACGGAAGUUAAAAAAACAAAAACAUUCUGAGAACAGAAGUGAAAGUUUUGCCUGUUCUGGGAACUUUUAUUUUUAGGUUGCAUGGAGGUUCUGAAAACAUUUGACUCUGGUUCCUUAAGUUUUCCCGGGAGGUUUUAUUAACGCUCUGAGAACAGAAAUUAUAUGCUAUUUAGAGUUUUUUUUUUUUAUAACUUCCUUAACAAUGCUAGCUUGUAGUGGGUAAACUUUUUUUUUUUACUCCAAGCAUGGAUAGGACACAUGGAAAGGAAUAUCUUGAAGCAUUAAUCAUGCAAAAUAACUUUUUAUUUUGACCACAUUAGUGAGAUUCAAACCUAUAAAAUUCUGAUCUCUAUCCAUGGACUUAGUCCACUGCGCCACCAGGAUGGAGCUAGUAUGCCUUUUUCUUUUGUAUAUAAAGCUGUUAAUUUUAGUCUAUUCAAACAGACCCCAUUUCAAAGGAAACAAGCAUUAAGAUCAGGUGUGGCCAAUUAGUGGGUGCGACCAACACACCUGAACAAUUAACAAGGUGGAGGAUAGAGACAGUUUUGUUGAUGCUGAAAACGUAAUGUAUGUUUUUUUUAAUAACAUUCUUAGAACGUUCUCUGAAUGUUUUCUUGUGGUUUUUAUGUAAAGUUUUCUUAACGUUCUCGGAACAAUUUGAGAACGUGACUUUAAAUAGAACCAUGAGGAAACUUGUAGAAAAGGUAAUGCUGAAAUUCCCCCUGAAGAACGUUGUUUCUUAAUGUUCUCUGAACUAUUUCAGAACAUUCCCAAUGUCAAACCAGUUGGGGAACAUUUCUAGAACAUUAUAAACAUUCAAAUUAAAUGUAACCAUGUUUGAACUCUUAGUUCUGUAAAAGUAAUGAAGUACCAAGAGAAUUACUUUUUUUGUCAACUUAUUUAAAUGUGAUGUGAAUGUUCCUAAGCCAAGCAACUAUGAAGCACCAUUCUCAGAAAGUUGUGGGAAGGUUGUAUGCAAAAUAACCAUAGGACAACCACGCUCUCACCAAACUCUAAGAAACGUAUGGGUUCUCAGAAUUUUAUGAGCUAGCUGGGAAUGCACUGUUUCCACAAUGCACUGUUGUUGUUGCCCUGUCCAUUUGCUGGUCUGUCUGUCUUUUACUGGCCACUGUUGACCGGAAGCGCUCAGGAGACAGCUGUGUUGUGGCCUUGUCUUACGUGUGAGAGUUUGUGUUUUAUUUGUGCUUGUCUCCUUCCAUUUCAGUGAGAAGGAAGGUCAUUUUUGUGGUUAUUGUGAACAGACAGUACAGGGCUCUGAUAUGAUAAUAAACUUGGACUAAAAUAGAGCACAUUCUGAUCCUCUAAUAAACAGUGUGGUUGGACCUAGACAGUCAGUUAAUUUAGCACUACCGUUUUAUCUUGGCCAGGAAGCCUCCCUGCAGAUUGAGGAACGAUAAGUUCAUUAGAUCGAUGCAGAUAACUCAAGUUUCAAGUGUUAUUAGUUGUAUGUGCGGGAUACGCAUGGUAUUCGUCGUCUAACAAAAUGCUUACUUGCAUGUGUGUUCCUUCUCGACCAAUGCAAUAACAAUAAGAAAAGAUAAGAUUACAAACAUAAAGUUAACAGCAGUAGAGUAUGUAUAUUUUUUUAGCAUAAGUAUCCUAUAGGAAGGCAUCAUUUAUAGUCCAAUAUUUACGUGUGUAUUGGGGGGGGGCAUCUUCCUGAUGCUGAUUACAGUAGUUAUUUCUAUACUGAAAGCCUCCGAAUUCUGAAGUGAAUCUUAAUAAUCAGAAACUAUUUUAAAUAAAUGUAAGAAAUGAUAUGGUUAAUUGUUGGGUUGUGUUAUCUAUGUCUUAUUUCAAAGCAUUUAGUUUCAACAUGAAGAUGUGACGUUUUCCAAGAUAUUCCUAAUGACUUUCCAUUCAAAUGGUGAUGUGAUCACCGUUUCUUUUAAACUUUUCUACCAGAUGAAAAGGGUUCAGUAAUGUAGCUGUACUGUGGCUUAAGUAGAACUCUGUUCUUACUACCCUAGUGCCUUUACUGUGUUUCAGGAAGGAGUUGUAACCUUUCAUGUUUUUUGUAGCCAUUGAAUUGGAGAGUGGUGAGAGACAUGUAAAAGUGUUGUUGGGUUCAACCUAUUUCAAUUCCAUUUUAAUUAUAUUAAAAACUCUGCGUUUGCCUUUGCACUUGUAACUGCAGAUUUAGGUUGAUUGUCAUUAAUACUUUAGUACUUUGUUCAAACGGCAGAUGUUUGAAACAGUUAUCCAUGUUUUUCACUGUUACUUGUUUCCCGUUUGCUUCUCAUUUUAAUUUGAAGCAUUUGGUCCUUAGUUCUUAAUGUGUCAAACUGCAUUCUAUGAGAUAUUUGCAUGAACAAAUCUUACAGAUGCGGUAUUUGUGAUGAUUUUUGACAUGGCUACAACAAAUGUCCAUGUCAAAUUGCUUGUUUUACAGAAUCAUCUUUUUAUAGACCAAAUAAAUAUUUAUAUUGAACUGUAUUUAAUAUUAGAAAUGUUUGUGAAACUGAGAUUUCUUUGUAUGUGUCCACCUGAAAAUCUCUUGAUUCAGUUAUUUGUUUGAUCAAAUGUUAUUUGAAAUGACCAUUUUUAUGCAGUUUUGACAUGGUAGGUAAAUUCUUUACAACCUAAAAAAAAUGUAUGUCCAUUUUAAUGGUUGGGUUCAAUCUAUGAUGAGGAUGUUCAUUCUAUGAGGCUCUGAUCUGUAUGAGUGAAUUAAUCAAAAUAAUCUAGUGAGCUAAUUAAAACAAUCAAAUUGACUGUCCACUCCAGUCCAUUUUUAACAAUUUCAAUAAAGAGAUGUAAUUUUUGGUCA